Papaver somniferum (opium poppy) is the source of this 2694-nucleotide messenger RNA. RefSeq lists its product as uncharacterized. NCBI's taxonomy places the organism in Eukaryota, Viridiplantae, Streptophyta, Magnoliopsida, Ranunculales, Papaveraceae. The record is from RefSeq and is a predicted model, not a curated record. The transcript is spliced from 7 exons. The coding region runs from base 1 to 2694 and encodes 897 amino acids.
AUGGAGCACUCUCAAAGAGGUCUUAAUGAUCUACGUAGAAGAGACAUUGUGAAGCAAAAGAUCAAAGAUUGGAAACCAUAUAUUAUUCUUCUUCAAGAAACUAAAAUUCAACAAUGUAAUGAUCUUAUUGUUUGGAAAUGUUGGAGCAAAAAGUCUGUGCAAUGGCUAGAUUCUCCUUCACAAGGAAGCUCAGGUGGUAAUCUUUGUUUGUGGGAUUCAGAUAAAAUUGAAGUGUUGGAUUCUCUUAUUGUCCCUUAUUCCAUCAGUCUUCACUGUGAAAAUGUUGAGAACUCUUUCGAAUGUAUAUUCACUGGUGUUUAUGCAUCAUGUGCUUCUAAUUCUGAUGAAGUAAAAUUGUUUUGGAGAGACAUAAAAGAAGUCAGAUGUUUUUGGGAUUACCCAUGGGUUAUUGGUGGAGAUUUUAAUGAAAUAAGAUAUACUCAUGAGAGAUCUUCUGGAGGUGAAGUUACUGCAAGAAUGAGGAGGUUUAAUAAUUUUAUUUCUAAACACCACUUAAUUGAUUUACCCCUUCUUGGAGCAACAUUCACUUGGACAAAUAAUCAGGCUAAUUAUGCUUUGUUUUUUUGCAAGAAAUUACAGCUUCUUAAAGUAAAGUUGAAAGAAUGGAGAAAACUGGAAUUUGGGGAUGUAGAUAGAAGAUUGGAGGAGUUAGAAAACAUCUUUGUGAAUUUAGAUGCUGAGGAAAAUGCUAACAAUGGUAUUAGUCAAGAUAAAUGGGAGGAGAGGAUCAAAGCCAGGCAAGAGUAUUGUAAGCUCACAAUUACUGGAGCAGAAAAAUGGAGAAGCAGAUCAAGAACUCAAAGCUAUAGAACUGUUACUAUGGAGGGCAUGGAUUUUUCUAGUGAUGACAUGAGUUUAUGGCUGGAAAGAGAUAUUGAUAAAGAAGAAUGUGUUUCUGCUAUCAAAUCACUUGGUCAAAACAAAGCUCCAAGGACAGAUGGUUUUCCCACCAGCUUCUAUAAAUUAUGUUGGGAAGUUCUCAAAGAAGAUUUUAUGAAAGUUGUUAAGGAAUUGCAGCAUAAUAACUUUCUUGAUUGGAGAUUACAAAACACCUUUAUUGCAUUAAUUCCCAAAAAGAAUAUUAUUGAGGAGAUUAAAGAUCUUAGACCUAUAAGUUUGGUUAAUGGUGCAUACAAGAUUGUUUCAAAGAUUCUUGCUGAGAGGUUCAAGCAGUGCCUUCCUCAUAUCAUUUCUCCAAAUCAAACAACUUUUAUCAAAAAAAUGCAAUUUCUUGAUGGUGUUCUAAUUGCUAAUGAGUUGAUUGAUUUAAGAAUAAGAAGUGGUAAACCAGGUAUUCUCUACAAAAUUUACUUUGAAAAAACUUUUGAUCAUGUAAAUUGGGAUUUUCUUGAUGAAAUUCUGUCUCUUAUGGGUUUUGGCACUAAGUGGAGAACUUGGAUUAGAAGGUGGGUUGAAUUUGCAAAAUUCUAUGUUCUUGUAAAUGGAAGUGUUGCAGGUUAUUUCAAAAUCAAGAAGGGUAUAAGGCAAGGAGACCCAAUUUCUCCCUUCUUAUUUCUUCUUGUAGGUGAGGCUCUCAAUUUCAUGAUCAAGCAAGCUCAAGAACAAGGCAUUCUCACAGGUUUUCAAGUCAAGCCAGAUGUUAAGAUUGUAAGCCACCUACAAUUUGCAGAUGACACCUUAAUCUUCUUAGAUGCUGAUGUGGAGCAGGUUAGAAAUCUUAGAUUGGUUUUAUUGUCAUUUGAAAUCCUUACUGGCUUGAAGAUCAAUUUUUCCAAAAGUCAAAUAUAUGGUGUUGGUUAUGAUGGUGAUCUCUCAAUUUUCUCUUCUAUAUUGGGCUAUUAUCAUGGUUCCCUUCCUACUUGUUAUCUUGGUCUUCCUCUUGGUGACAAGAAAAAGAAAUUUGGUGGUCUUGGUAUUAAAAAUCUACAGUUAUUCAAUAAAGAUUUACUCUCAAAGUGGUCAUGGAUAUUUGCAGUUGAAGAUAACCCACUCUGGAAGUCUAUUGUGGUUGAAAAAUAUGGUUUUGGUGUAGUGGAUUGGGUCUCUAAGAAUCCUAAAUGCUCUUAUGGUCAUUCAGUUUGGAGAGGAAUUAUGAAACAUAAUGCAGCUUUCUCAAAACAUGUGAAGUUCAAAGUUAACAAUGGCAUUCAUGUCAGAUUUUGGGAUGACAACUUGCUGAUCUGGUUUCUUUCAAAAUUUAAUCUUGAUUCUGAUGAUGAGCUGCAAUGGGGAUUAACAAAGAAUGCUAAAUUUUUAGUUAAGUCUCUUUAUGACAAACUGAUUAUGGAGGAGAACCCUGAUCCAAUAGACACUGUUUUUGCUCAUAUAUGGAAACUUAAUUGUCCACCAAAGACAAGUUUCUUUCUUUGGCUCAUUGCUCAUAAGAGAUUGUCAACUAGAGAUUUCUUAAUCAGGAGAGGUGUGAAUGUGCCAGCAGAUUGCUUAUUCUGUGAUGAAGUUGAAUCUUGCUCUCACUUGCUUCUUCAUUGCAAUUUUGCUAGAAAAAUUUGGGAGGAAUUCUUUAAUUUUUGGUGCAUCUCGAAAGAGAGGAAUGCCAAGGUCUUCACUGACAAGAGAAGUACUGCAAGAAUAGUAGUCAAGAAAGCAAUCUACUGCCUUUUUACUUGGGCUCUUGCCAUAAAGGAUUUUGAGUCUCUUAACUGCUCUGAUGUUAUGAAAGACUGGAACAAACUUUACUUUGAUCCUCACUAA